UUUCUACCGACUCGACGAGCACCACAGUAACCAUGAAAUUGUUGGCAGGCCUUCUGGCGCUGAGCGUGUUGGCAGCAGUGGCCACAGCGACCACGCCCACAUGCCCCGAAGAUGACGGCGCCACGCCCGUCUUCUAUCCAGACGACACGGACACACACGGCUUCUGGGAGUGCAGCAACGGCAAAGCUGUCCACUUGGAGUGCCCUGCUGGACUCGUGUGGAACUCCAAUAUCAACGCCUGUGACUGGCCGCCAUCGAGGAAGUAGAUGAAACCUUACCCCUGUAUCCAUAGAAAGUAUGUCUGACUCAUUCCCCGCCUCAGCACAAGAGUUGAGCUUGUGGUUCUCAACCAGUUGUCAGUUCCUUAAAAAUGUUUUGCAAUGACGUACGGUACUGUUGGCUUAUGUUAUUGAACAUUAAUUUAUUUUAAAUAAACUGUUGCAGAAAUUAA
Schistocerca americana (American grasshopper) is the source of this 451-nucleotide messenger RNA. Its product is annotated as peritrophin-1-like. Gene Ontology annotation, cellular component: extracellular region. The record is from RefSeq and is a predicted model, not a curated record. Gene Ontology annotation, molecular function: chitin binding. Bases 33 to 266 code for a protein of 77 amino acids. The transcript has 2 exons. Lineage: Eukaryota; Metazoa; Arthropoda; Insecta; Orthoptera; Acrididae.